Messenger RNA from Sphaeramia orbicularis (orbiculate cardinalfish), 6371 nucleotides. It is a transcript of the gene lrch3, whose product is annotated as leucine-rich repeats and calponin homology (CH) domain containing 3. Gene Ontology annotation, molecular function: protein binding. The transcript is spliced from 22 exons. Gene Ontology annotation, cellular component: cytoplasm. Lineage: Eukaryota; Metazoa; Chordata; Actinopteri; Kurtiformes; Apogonidae. The coding region runs from base 44 to 2326 and encodes 760 amino acids. The record is from RefSeq and is a predicted model, not a curated record.
GGAGUUAGCCGUUAGCAUUAGAAGCUAACAGCCGGAGUGUGUAAUGGCGGCCUCGGUGUUGCUGGGGUCUGCGGACAACACCGGACUGAACUUCAUAGUUGGAGGCAGCGGCGGAGGCGGUGGUGGGAAUGUUUUGGUCGGGAAUAACAACGGCCUGGGACCGGUGGGCCCGGCGCCCUGGAACCGCUCCUUGGACCGAGCUCUGGACGAAGCCUCGGCCACCGGGUGUCUGAACCUCAGCGGCAGGAAGCUGAAGGAGUUCCCCCGCAGCGCCGCCAACCACGACCUGACGGACACCACCCGGGCCGACCUUUCUCGUAAUCGCCUGUCAGAGCUUCCUCUGGACGUCUGUGUCUUUGUGUCUCUGGAGAGUCUGAACCUGUACCAGAACUGUCUGAGGACUCUGCCCGACAGUCUGCUGAACCUGCAGGCCCUGACCUACCUGAACCUCAGUCGGAACCAGCUGUCCGUCCUCCCUCCGGUCGUCUGCAGUCUUCCUCUGAAGGUCCUCAUCGCCUGUAACAACAAACUGGUUUCUCUACCAGAAGAACUGGGACAGCUCCGACACCUGACGGAGCUGGAUGUGAGCUGUAAUGAGAUCCAGACGCUGCCAUCUCAGGUCGGCCAGUUGGAGGCGCUGCGAGACCUGAACAUCAGGAGGAACCACCUCGUCCGACUGCCACCAGAGCUGUCUGAGCUGCCUCUGGUCCGGUUGGAUUUCUCCUGUAACAAAGUGACGUCCAUCCCCGUCUGUUACCGCAGGCUCACUCAACUGCAGACCAUCGUCCUCGACAACAACCCCCUCCAGACCCCACCUGCACAGAUCUGUAUAAAGGGUAAAGUCCACAUCUUCAAGUACUUGAACCUAGAGGCCACCAAGACGACCCCUGACCUCCCGGACUAUGACAGACGACCUUUGACCUUCAGCUCCUGUGUUGAUGAGUUGUAUCCUGGACGUCCGUACGGAGCGUUGGAUUCAGGAUUCAACAGCGUCGACAGCGGAGACAAGAGAUGGUCUGGAAACGAGGCCACUGAGGAGCUGUCCGAGAUGAGCCGAGACCCGCGGUUGAGACGAGACGAUGGCCGGGGAGGAGGCGGAGCUCUGACGAACGGGUCAUACAUGGAGCUGGAGCAGAUCGACUUCAUCGACAGCUGCGUGGGCGAGGAGGAGGAUGACGAAGGCAGGAGGAGUCGAGGAGGAGGGGGAGGAGACACCAGCCUCAGCUCACAGUUCAUGGCCUACAUCGAAAGACGCAUCACCAGGGAGGGUUCACCGGUCAAAAGCAACACCUCGAGGACAGACGACAGGAGGCACAACAGGAGCGUGGUGGAUGGAGUCGCGGCGCCCCCUGGUGCUCAGACUCAGAGGGGGGGCGUGGAGAGGAUGAGGAGGGAGGCUCAGCUCGCCGCUCUGAGGUACGACGAAGAACGGCAGAAGAACCGACCUGUCCAGAGGGACGCUGUCGGCUCCUACACUAAGCAUAAAGCAGCUCAGAGUCCGUCGAAGUCCAGUCCGGACAGCGAGAACGUCUACCCGUCCAGACGCUCCACCCACACAGAUGACUCCGCCCUCUUCAUGUUUGUCCUGGUGUUUGAAAUCGAUUCCAAUACGAACACGAUAAAGAGGCGUCCGGGCACUCACAGACAGUCCGUGUCUGCAGACGGCUGCUGCUCUCUGUCCUCUGACAGCGCCUCCUCCUGUCCACUGCAGGGGGAGGACAGAGCCGCUCUUUCUCCUACAGCCAAUCAGUCGCCUUCAUACCCCAGUUCAGGGGGUGUGGCCCCUUGUCGGACCGCCAGCCUGAGACCGGAGAGCUUCUUGUAUCGUCUCGGCCAGAAAGAGGAGAAGAGGAAAGGUGAAACUGCUCCUCAGAACCAGGAGGAGGCUCCCACUGCUCCUCCUCUGAUUGGAGAGGACGCCGAGCUGGUGGAGCAGCUCCGCAAGAACAUCGAGGCCCGUCUCAAGGUGUCGUUGCCAAGCGACCUGGGGGCGGCGUUGACGGACGGUGUGGUGCUGUGUCACCUGGCCAAUCAUGUUCGACCGCGCUCCGUCCCCAGCAUCCACGUCCCCUCCCCCGCCGUGCCUAAACUCACCAUGGCCAAAUGUCGAAGGAACGUCGAGAAUUUCCUGGAGGCGUGUCGUCGGAUUGGCGUUCCACAGAGUCAGUUGUGUCUUCCUCUCCACAUCCUGGAGGAGCGGGGGCUUCCCCAGGUGGCUGGGACCGUCAGCGCUCUGCUUGAACUGGCCCCGCCCAGACACUCCGUCACCUCAACAAGCGCCACCACCACGACGCCGACGACGUCCAGACCCUCCGUUGCCAUGUAGACGCCCCUGCCCCGAACCGCACACGCACACAACCUCCUUUAACACUGCAGCGAGAUGGGUUAAAGGUCAGAAACCUGCAGCCGCUUCGUAGGUAAAAACUGACAAAUUGGACCAGAUGGAGAGACCAACAGCUGAAGCACGAUUCGGCAAAUGUAUAGGAUGACUCUGGACACGUACAGGAUGACUCAGCAAAAAAAAUACAGGAUGACUCCGGACAAAUGUACAGGUUGACUCAGCUAAAAUAUACAGGAUGAUUCAGCAAAAAAAAUACAGGAUGACUCAGCAAAAAGAUACAGGAUGACUCAGCUAAAAUGUACAGGAUGACUCAGCAAAAAAAAUACAGGAUGACUCCGGACAAAUGUACAGGAUGACUCGGCAAAAAUAUUCAGGAUGACUUAGCUAAAAUAUACAGGGUAACUAAAAAUGUACAGGAUUUUACCAUGAAAAUAUAUGGCAUGACUCGGCUAAAUUAUACAGGGUGACUUCGCAGAAAUAUACAGGACGAGUCUGCAAAAAUAUACAGGAUGACUCAAUAAAUAUGUACAGGAUUUUACAAUUAAACUAUACGGGAUCUCAGCAAAAAUAUUCCAGAUAAAUGGGCUGAAUGUACAGGAUGAGUCUGCGGUCGUAUUAGUCCACAAUAGGUUAAAUAUGCCAGUACUACAGUAAAAAAUGUUUUAGUGUGUUCACGGAUCCGAUUGUGUCGCAUCAAUUAAUGAGAUACAACGGAACGUGUCUGAUCAUGUUCUGACCAAUCAGCUGCUGUUGCUUUGGGAGAAGGAGCCAAUCGGAGCUGUCGGAAUCUUAAAUGUUACAUUAUUGCAGCUAAGAGCCAAAGCUGUUGCCAUGGUUACUGAAUCCUGAAUUUCAAAGUGAAGUGCACUUUGAUUUUAACUUUGUUUGUAGACUUUUAAAGUAAUUUCAGAUGUUUUUUGGGUUUUUUUUUGUACCUUUGACGCUAGAAAUGACCUUGUUGACUCUUGACUGCAGUGUCUCAGCUCAGUCUCAGUGUUUUUUUUUUUUUUUAAUUCUAUAAUGGGUCAUCGUAGUGGGUUAACUUAAUGUGACUUCAUUUAGUUCUGGUUCUAUAAAGCACACUAAACGUGCGAUCAUGAGGAUGUAGAUUUCAAUGCACAUUGACUCAAAGCCAAAAAGUUUCCUCAGAUUAACACAUUGGGUAACAGGGUUUACUUUUUACUUUAAACAAAAAAUUAACCAUAAAACUUUUUUCAAAACAAUAAUUACCAUGUAAUUCCAUGGAUAAAGUGACUUCAGUCAUGAAUGUACUGUAGCUCAGUGCUAGCUAAACAUGGCUGUACAUGCUAACGGUGUCUAAAAAUGUACAGCAGGUUGAAAAUGACACUAAUAAAACUUGUUGCAAAUGUCACCAACAUCACAGUUGGUUUAAAGAUGCAAGAAUGUCGCUUAUUGCUAAUAUUACCUAACAGUAAGUUGGUUCAUACAGUAAAGAGACACUGCCAACUGUAAGCUAACGAUCUAGCUCACUGCUAAACGGACUGAAAACUAAUGACGGGUGGUGUAGCAACUGCAAAUAAAGCUAAGUGCUACAGAAUACACAUGUACAGUGUCCAGUUUGAAAAUGCACAGUGCUAAUAUUAGCUUUUUUUUUUUUCUUUUAGCUAGCUAAAAUGUUAGUUAAUAAUGUACUUGAUUUUAUUUUAAGCUAAUGUAGCUUUUUCGCUACAUCUGAAGUAGGGACACGUACUGCUGACGCAUAAAGAUGUGUAAUAUUUAGGUUCAAAAUGCUAAUAUUAGCUGACAGUAUGACGCUAACGGCUGUGGUUGUAGGAUUUUAGUCAUAAAGUGAAACAUUAGGUAAUGUUUAAAUUUUGGAGUCAGUGUGGCGCUAACGGCUAAUGUUAGCUCCAUGUUACAUUUGAGUUGGAUGUUCAGCUGUUCGUUUCUCCAUCACAUCCAUGGUUGAACCUGCAGUAGGACCUUUAUUUUCAAACUGGCUUUGGUUUCUUUAUGAAGAAGCAGCUGGAGAUGAAACCUGACAACUUCUGGUUUUUAUGUUCUUUUGAGUCCUCCUUAUUCUGAUUUAGUUUUAUUUUUCAGUCAGAGUUGAUCAAUAACUCCUCGUCAUCAUCAGGACCUUCUUCACGUCAUAAUAAACUGAAGAAUCAAACCACAAAACUAUGAAGAGAAAAUAAACUAAGACAGAACAGGCUGUUUCCGUCAAAUAUUUUCAUCACAUUUAAUUUAAAACAACGUUAAAAAAUCCAAUGAAGGAUCUGUAAUAAAGUAACAGCCAAUCAGGAGCCAUUAAAGGAGAAAAUACUGGAUAUAUUUGGGAAUGACAUAAAAUCAAGGGUUUGAUUGUCAAACGGAGUAUGUUCUUAGUGUUUAUUUCAUGUAGUUUUAUUUAUUUAACAUGCUAAAUUAUUUUAAUAAUGGUCCAAAACCUAGAAAAUAUUUAUUGUCUUUCACGACGAAAUCACGCAUCAGUUUUAUCUUGUUUUCAUGUGAAUGUGAAUUUCCUGAACGCUUUUGGAUAUGUGAAUAUUUGAGGCUUAAACCUUCAGUUUGAGGCGGAGACUGAAUGUCCUGAUGUGACUGGAGGAUGAUGAUCAGCUCAACCAAUUAGCUGUUGCAUUCUGGGACUGAAUUUUUCUGUCACUUUAUGUUUGACACUACGACGCUGCAGAGGAUUAAAAUCCAACACUUUCAGCUCGAUCUUUAUCAAACCUUCUGUGUACAAAUAUAUUCUGUAAAUAGAUAAAGUAUAUGGAACUCUGUGUUGCCAUGAUGACGUGGAGAGACAUUAUAAAUAAAGUGUGUAACUUUAUAAAAAAAAAAAAAAAACACUGGGCGGAGCUACCUGCUGCUGUUGCCAUGGCAACUGGACACUAAAGGAAAACGGGGUCAUUGUCUCCUGUUGCAGAUUGGAGUCAAAAUAAUGAAACAAAAAACGAAACAUGACAAAGAAAAGACACAAUAUCAGUUUCCUGUUUUUAAUAUGAUUUAUGUUUCGCUGGGUCGUUUUGACUCUUGACAUUUUGGUCUGAUUUUGUGCAGAUCAUGAAACGAACCCCGAGUCGGGUCUGCUGUAACGUCUGUUCGCCUUUCAGCCGCCGUACCCUUUUCUUCUGUUUUCUGUUGAGUCUCCGUCCUUGUCUCUGAUUGGACAGGACGAGACACGCUGUCGCUUUGGAUUCGCUUUUUAAAUGAGGCCUCAUGCUGCGUUCAGGAAACACGGGACAUUUAUAUGUUUUCUGACAACCUACGAUGGACACGUAAAAACAAACAGUAUCGUGGUUCCCUGAACGCCACGCUGGGAAUGCAGAGUAACUCAUAUUAAAUCAUGUUAUUAAUGAUUAAACAAUGAAGUACUUGAUUCUGUUUAUUUUCCAGACUUUACUUUUACUUCCUACAUUAUUUUACAUCAGUUACGUCUUUUGUGAUAAAAAGUCAUACUCUACUGAUGUAAAAUGGCACAAAAGAAAAAUGACACAAAAUAAAUGAUGCUGGAUUUAAUUAUGAAAUUACAUAAAAGACUCAUCCAUCAGUGUUGAAGAUGUGUGUCUCUAAAAGUCUUGUUUUUGACAUCUCUCUGGACAUUUCAGAGGAUGGACUUUUUGAUGACACUCUCUGGAAGUUUUUAAAAUAUCGAUGACCUUAAUGACAAAAUACCAACAUGUUUAAUCUGAUCUUUAAUUGAAAAACUUUGAAAAGGACAUCCACUUUCCCACUUCACCUGAACGCAGCAUCUGUCCUCUAGCAGCAGGGCCGCUCCGCCCUCAGCUCCUGAUUGACAGGUGAUCUGUCCAAUCAGGGGAACCCCUUACCUGGCCCCGCCCACUCCCUGUCUGACAAUGGCGUUUGUACAGAUGUAUGUCUUCGUGGCAUCUUCGUCGUGCUGGCGACGCAGCGGCGAAGGACAUUCCACCGUUUCCUUUGUGGAGUUUUUCAGUUUGACUUUUUUCACUUUGUUUUAAUUUUGCUGUAUAAAGAGUUGAACACAGCUGUAUGAAGAGUUGGACUUUAACUGCAUUAAAUAAAUAUUUUAUUUUGACUCUUUUCA